AAUCAUUCAGCACUACACGGAAGGCUCCGAGUCCUUUGUUCAUCAAAACUUUUUUCACGAAUCUCUUUAUCCUCUGCAUUACCUACCUAAUCUCUCCUUCAUCAACCGAGUUAUCCAUAUAACCUUCUCCCAAGAUGGCACCCGCUGUUGGUAUCGAUCUUGGAACCACCUACUCUUGCGUCGGUGUCUUCAGAGAUGACAGAAUUGAAAUUAUUGCCAAUGACCAGGGCAACCGGACAACCCCAUCCUUUGUCGCUUUUACUGAUACCGAACAAUCAAGUCGCCAUGAACCCCCACAACACUGUCUUCGACGCUAA
Molecule: messenger RNA, 317 nt
Organism: Tuber melanosporum (Perigord truffle)
Lineage: Eukaryota; Fungi; Ascomycota; Pezizomycetes; Pezizales; Tuberaceae
Exons: 4
Coding region: 135-317 (60 amino acids)
Biological process (GO): protein refolding; vesicle-mediated transport; cellular response to unfolded protein
Cellular component (GO): nucleus; plasma membrane; cytosol
Molecular function (GO): ATP binding; ATP-dependent protein folding chaperone; misfolded protein binding
Source: RefSeq, a predicted model, not a curated record